AUGCCACCGCUUUCAGAAAAAAGCUACUCGCCCGCAGAGGUCGCUGCAGUUCUUCUGGACUUCUAUCUAUUCUUGACAACACUUCAUUACGAUGCUCAGUACCUCAAACUUCCCCCAGCAGAAGGCUGGCCCGGCAUGGAACCCUUAUUGAAAAGCCUUGGGAGCUCAGAUAUAGUCGGCCAAGUCAUAAAGCGCAUUCCCUACUUUGACAACGACUGCAAAGCUUUCAUCCACUAUCAGUCUCGACUGGUAGACUAUCCAACCCUGCCUCAGGAUUGUUAUGAUGAGGUUAUGUGGGGGAGAGUAACGGGAUCAGAUGAGAUAUAUUCAGAGCGACGACAGAUUAUCAUUGACAUGCGCGAUGUUUUCCCACUGGCUACUGGCCGCGAAGCCUGGGGCAAAAACAUCUGGUUGAAUGUGAGAGAUGGGGAAAUUACUCUAGAAGAACGCCUGAUGCAUGACCUCCCCCAAGUCGACCUGAAAGUGUUUUUCGAAGGAUUAAAGCAAGACUAUAUCAAUCUCAAGAUUAUACCCUGUCGCGGACGGACCACUAUCGAAGCCGGGAAAGUUAAAGAGCGGGGAGAGAUCAUCACGGAGGAAGACGUGAUUGCACAGGAAGGGGAAUGGGGCACACACCUGGAUAUCCAGUAUAUCAGGCAGCUGUACCGGGGCUUCGGAUGGCCCCAUGCCUUUAGGAGAGAUGAAGCUUUCGAUGCUGUCGACCAGCUGAUGGAGAGACUUGGAGAACAUCGGGAUGAAUGGGAGCCCACGGAGGAGGAUUGGGACGAGGACAAUCACUGGUGUUGA
This is a messenger RNA of Fusarium sp. VM40, 807 nucleotides long. Lineage: Eukaryota; Fungi; Ascomycota; Sordariomycetes; Hypocreales; Nectriaceae. The record is from the annotation of a GenBank genome assembly.